This is a messenger RNA of Prorocentrum cordatum, 2389 nucleotides long. The record is from the annotation of a GenBank genome assembly. Lineage: Eukaryota; Dinophyceae; Prorocentrales; Prorocentraceae.
GACGUCCGGGCGCAAUGGGCCUCUCUGGUGCGGGCUGUGUUCGUGAUCGUGCGCCUGAUCAACAGGGGCCGCAGGCAGGAUAUAGUCGACCGCUUCAUCAAGGAGAGCUACGCGCCGGGCGCCGAGACAAGUUCGGCGACAAGGAUGAGUUCCUACCCAGAGUUGGCGCGCUGCUGCCUUCACCCGAAGAACAGGGGGCAUAACUACACGGUGCCAGUGGGCAGGUUCAGGGAGUGCCUUUACUGCGGGGCGAUCUGGAAGGCGCACAGGCACGCGGUCAAGAUCGGGAAGUCCCAGUUGGAGGAUGCGAUCUUCAGGGAACUUAACGGCCCUCGCAGGCGCCCCGGGGCAAAUGUCGACAUGGUGCUAUGCGUGGCCAGCACCUCGGCAGGAGGCGCCGGAGAUGCCGUGGGCUGUGGCCAGGCCGAGCGGCAUUUCGGCAUGGCUAAGACAGCUUGCCAGAACGUCAGUAUCGAGAAGGUCUUCGGCGGCGAGUGCGGCAUCACCAUCCGUGCCGCCGACCGGGCCAACGGCUGGAACAUGCGCGCCCUGCAGCCCAUCGAUAAGCUGUUCGGCCAAAGACCUGACCUCAAGGAGGAGAGUCCACGGCGCGACGUUCUCAAGAUGAUCGACAAGUGGCGGCCCCGCCUCGUGAUCGUUCAGCUGCCGUGCGCGUUGUGGACACUGCUGAACCGCAACAUCGACUACAAGGACCAUCCGGAGGUUCUCGGGAGUCUACGUGGCGAGGAAGGGUGCUUCCGGACCUUCACCAGGGACAUCUUCAAGAAGCAGAAGAGCUACGGGAAUCGUGCGCUCCUCGAGAAUCCAGCUCCAGCCGACUCGUGGCGCGAGGGCGUCAUCCUGGAGCUCUGGAAGGAGAACUACCAUUUCACGUCCAACAUGUGUAUGUUCGGUAUGGUCGGCAAGAACGGCUCGCCUAGGCAGGAGCUCGUCCGCUGGAUGGGAGUUUUGCCAUGGAGUCCAUAUUUGCAGCUACCAACCGUGAGCUACGACAAGCCAGCUCAACAUGCACACCAGGUCUGCUACGCGGCCCCGACCAUGGAGGAGCCUCGCUGGCGGGCCAUCAUGAGUGGCGUGCUGGACGUCAUGAGUCAUCGCAACGCUCAGUCCGCGAUCAUUGCCAAGGACUCCGAGAUGUGGAAGCAGGUGGAAGAGCUGAUCCCUUGGCAGUUGCUGAGCAUCCAGGCCGCCGUCGAGCCGAAGGAGAAUCGCGACAGCCAGUGCCAGUCCCAGCGCCCGAUGAGCCACAACCAGAAGAGCUACAAUUUUCUCAUGCUCAACAGCGUGCUGGUGAUGAUUUGGUUUGCUGGUCCUCGGCUUGCGGCCGAGGAAAUGCGUGCGGCGCCCAUCGUGGCCCGGGUGCAUCAGAACCUGAGCCGCCCGCUGCAGCCCGACUUCACGAGGUUCUUGAACGGCAGCGAUGAGAGCCAGAUCGCCAUCGACCUCAGUCGUCGCCUACGAUGCAGCUCAUGUCUCAGGAACGUCAAGCCGAGGCGUCCGAGUCCAGCCAAGAUACCUUACAUCGGAUCGUUCAACGCACGCGUCGGCCUCGACAUCUUCUACCUGCCCGAUGCUUCGCACCAAACACACAAGUUUCUGAGCAUUUUGGAAGUGUCUGGCCUACUGAUGGUGGUCGUCUACUGCCCCUGGAGGGAUCUGGCGUACGUGCUGGAGGUUUCCUGCAUGUGCUGGCUCUCAUGGGCUGGAUCUCCGGAUCGCGUGGUGCGUGAUCGCGAUGGAGCUUUUCAGUCUCUCUUCGUCGAGCACAUGGAAGAGCACGAGGUAUUGGUCGAGAAGCCCCCUUCAGAAUUUCGCUGGCAGUCCGGCCGCGUGGAGGCGAAUAUCGCGCUCUGGAAGCACAUGGCGAAGCGAGUCAUUGACGACAUGCAGUUGGUCGGCCCUGAGGACAUGAAGAUGAUGGCCCCGGCGAUCAAACAGGACCCGAGGAUUCCCGACAGCAUCACCGACAUUGCUAACUCCGUAGUGGUGCAUAGCGCCAUGACAGCCGAUGCCGAGCUCGCCAAGAGGGCCCGAUUCCGCGUGCUUGCGGACAUGGCUUUCACCGACUACGACCGCUCCGAGUCCCUCAAGCGAUCCAUGCUCCAGGUCAACCGCCCGUGCCUCGGCGACUACGCAGCUGGCGAUCGUGCCGCUUUCUGGCGACUACCGAAGAACAAGAAGGGCAAGCAGUUCCUGGCGCGGUUUAUCAUCGCGAGGGUGAUCGAUGGUGGCAGUGGAGGCGCUGACGAUGACAACGUCUGGGUGCAGUUGUCCGGACAUCCCAUCCUGGUCUCGAAGGAGCAGCUGCGCGAGGCUCAGGGCACCGAGAUGUCGGCCUCCGACGACUCCGACCUGGCCGAGCUGCGAC